This is a messenger RNA of Paramisgurnus dabryanus, 588 nucleotides long. Lineage: Eukaryota; Metazoa; Chordata; Actinopteri; Cypriniformes; Cobitidae. The record is from RefSeq and is a predicted model, not a curated record.
AUCUCUAUUGGUUUUGCCUUCUUCUAUAUGUAAUCAAUAUGUUUGAGUCUGCAUUUUCUGAAAUGUUAUCAUGAACCACUUUGUUGAACUGGCUUGCUUUUUUCCAUUGUAGAAUCUGAACUGGACAAUUAUAGCAUCUUUUGCCUAACAACUAGAACAAAUUUCCAGUAUGGAGUGGAAAGGAAGGCUAGUGAUCCAGUUGUUAAUGUUAGUAUUUGUGCUGGAAGUUAGUUUUUGCCAGCACUGGUCAUAUGGUUGGCUUCCUGGUGGGAAAAGAAAUGUCGGGGAAGUAGAGGCAACAUUCAGGAUGAUGGAUGCUGGUGACACAGUCCGCUCUAUUCCUGCCGAAUCUCCGCUGGAGAAGUUUUCUCCAAUGCACACAGUGAAUGAGGUGGACGCUGAAGGUUUGCCUCUGAAGGUACAUAGAUUUCCCAACAGACGAGGAAGAAUGUAAAAGAUGAAGAUAAACCUGUUUAAUUAAAACUUCUUCUUACUGAGUCCUGAUAAAAUAUCAUCCUUAUCUGAUUUUAAUAAAUGUAGCACUAGAGGUACUGUAAAUACAAGUAUAGGUGCCAAAUAAUCACACAU